GACGCAACCUUUCGGGAAAAUCCCAAUAAAUUUCCAUUCAAUUGGCCAUUGUCAGUAAGCCGUCGAGGCGCAGCAUCUUGGAAUGCCGUCGAACUUAAUGAGCCAGAUUAGCGGUAAGCGAGAUAAGAAUCAAGAAAGCGCUGAGCCAGAGCCGACUCUGGCUAUAGCAACGGGAUCUGCGACCUCAUCAAAGAGCAUACCGUGUACGGGGCGCAGGCGCUGCCUGAAUGUGCAUCUUCUGCUGAAAUUUUCCUGAAGAAAAUACCAGGAAAAUUGGAAUAAGUGCAGGCGAACAGACAGCCAGCAGAGAAGGUGCUCGUAUGUCUGUAGGUGCGAGCCGAGCACCACUGGGCAAAUGAAAAAUUAAUUACAAAAAGGACUUGGCCAAGCAGACCUUUUGUCAACGAAGUUUUUCCCAUAAACAAGACGCAGCUCACCUUAAUGAUAAUUUUGCUGGGCGAGCGCAGGUAGCCAGCAGCCCAGUCGACUAUAAAAGCAGGUCUUGCGCAGCACAAGGAGCACAGUCAACAGACAACCACCAAAGUAACAACAUCACAUUCUAACAAACUAAUACGCACAAAAAUACUCAGAUAUACGAUGGCACCUUCACAAAUGGAUUAUCUACAACACGAAAGCGCGACGAGUGCCGGCGGUUACACUCACAAAAAGUUCAAUACGGGCUGUUAUAAGCACAAGAAAUUCGGCAAACGCGACAGCAGCAAAAGUGACACGCCCACGACCGCACCAUUAUUCCGUCCAUAUGCACUGAGCGAUAAUACGCCACGAAAGCGUCGUCAGGAGUCCGAGCAACGACAAGGUCAACAGCAGCCCCAAUACCAAAUGCCACCGACGCCACCAACAACACCACCUCAAUAUCAGCAUCAACAACAGAUGCAACAGCAUCUAACAUAUGCACAGCCAAACCAGUUCUACACGCCCACAGCCACAGCCACGCCUACGCCAAGCAUCAAUCAUCAGGCAUUCGCCUAUAUGCUGCAAAAGCAACGGACCGUUCUCCAAAUGCGCCAAUUGCUGAGCAUCAAUCCGGAUGCAAAUACCUGGCCAGCACACUUGCGCAACGCCCUCUACUCCAUGCUGCAGCAAUGAAGGGAAUAAAUGGGAGCCGCAAUCGGUGGCAUCACAGAGAUGAUGGCCACCAACUUGGUGAUUUGCCUAGCAACCAGUGAUAUAGAAAUUUAAGUGCCUCACAGAUUGUAUAUGAUAUGAAGACAGGAAUGAAUGAAACUGAUCUAGACGUAGUAAUAAUUGUACAUAAACUAUUUAAUUAA
This is a messenger RNA of Drosophila navojoa, 1289 nucleotides long. RefSeq lists its product as uncharacterized. Lineage: Eukaryota; Metazoa; Arthropoda; Insecta; Diptera; Drosophilidae. The record is from RefSeq and is a predicted model, not a curated record.